This is a messenger RNA of Loxodonta africana (African savanna elephant), 9811 nucleotides long. It is a transcript of the gene CGN, whose product is annotated as cingulin. Lineage: Eukaryota; Metazoa; Chordata; Mammalia; Proboscidea; Elephantidae. The transcript has 21 exons. Gene Ontology annotation, cellular component: bicellular tight junction; myosin complex. The record is from RefSeq and is a predicted model, not a curated record. Gene Ontology annotation, biological process: microtubule cytoskeleton organization. Gene Ontology annotation, molecular function: microtubule binding. Bases 82 to 3696 code for a protein of 1204 amino acids.
UCGCGUGUGCAGCUCUGCUCUAGCCCGAGCCCGGAGUGCGAGCCCGAGAGCGCCGAGCCCGGCUGGGGACCUCUCCUGCCCAUGGAGCAGGCAGCUACCAUGGCUGAGCCCCGGGGCCCCCUGGACCAUGGAGUCCAAAUUCGCUUCAUCACAGAGUCAAUGGGUGGUGACGAGACGGGUACCCUACGCCGUGGUGUGCGACGCCCAGCCAAGGAUGCAAGAGCCAACACCUAUGGAGUUGCCGUGCGCGUGCAGGGCAUUGCUGGGCAGCCCUUCGUGGUGCUCAACAGUGGGGAGAAGGGUGGUGACUCCUUUGGGGUCCAAAUCAAGGGGGCCAACAACCGAGGGGCCCCAGGAGCUCUGAGCUCUGACUCGGAACUCCCCGAGAACCCCUACUCUCAGGCCAAGGGGUUUCUUGCCUCCUCGCGGGGCAGCGCAUCUGAUGAGGAGCCUGGGACCCACUGGAAUGGAAGACUACUCCGUUCCCAGUCACAGGCCUCACUGGCAGUCCCUACCCCUAUGGCUCCAAGCAACAGGAGCACCAGCCUGCUGGAGUUAGCCCCCCAGGGGGCCUCCCCAGGUAGCGCCAUUGACACUGCUCCCCUGUCCUCAGUGGACUCGCUCAUCAACAAGUUUGACGGUCGCCUUGGGGGCCAGGCCCGGGGCCGGACUGGCCGCCGUACACGGACAUUGCCCCAUGAACAGCGCAAGCGGAGCCAGAGCCUGGACAGCCGGCUCCAACGGGACACCCUUGAGGAGCGGGAACGUCGGUCCCCCAAUGACCUGUCCCCUAGCACGAAGUAUGACAGCCAUGUGGGGAGCUCAAAACAGCCAGCCCAGAGCCAGAGCCCUCUCAGUGGCUUCAGCCGUUCCCGGCAGACCCAGGACUGGGUCCUUCAGAGUUUUGAGGAGUCACGUGGGAGAGCACAGGACCCUGCUAUGCUGCAGUUCAAAUCAACCCCAGACCUUCUCAGAGACCAGCAGGAGGCAGCCCCACCAGGCAGUGUGGAUCAUAUGAAGGCCACCAUCUAUGGCAUCUUGCGGGAGGGAAGUUCAGAAAGUGAAACCUCAGUGAGGAGGAAGGUCAGUUUGGUGCUGGAGCAGAUGCAGCCUCUGGUGAUGGCCUCUCCUGGUCCAGUUAAGGCCUUGGCAGGGCAGGGCGAGCUCACCCGAAAAGUGGAGGAGCUACAGCAAAAGCUGGAUGAAGAGGUGAAGAAGCGGCAGAAGCUAGAGCCGUCCCGGGUGGGGCUGGAGCUGGAGCUGGAAGAGAAGGCGGAGGAGUGCAGCCGAUUGAAGGAGCUGCUGGAGAAGAGGAAGGGGGAGGCCCAGCAGAGCACCAAGGAGCUGCAGAACAUGAAGCUCCUCUUGGACCGGGGUGAACGGUUACGACAUGAACUGGAGACUCAGGUGAUGGAGCUGCAGAACAAGCUGAAACAGGCCCAGGGUCUGGAGCCUGCUAAGGAGGUGCUAACGAAGGACCUGAUAGAAACCCGGGAGCUUCUGGAAGAGGUCUUGGAGGGGAAGCAGCGGAUAGAGGAGCAGCUGAGGCUGCGGGAACGGGAGUUGACAGCCCUGAAAGGGGCCCUGAAGGAGGAGGUGGCCUCCCGUGACCAGGAGGUAGAGCAUGUCCGGCAGCAAUACCAGCGAGACACAGAACAGCUUCGCCGGAGCAUGCAGGACGCAACCCAGGACCACGCAGCAUUGGAGGCUGAGAGGCAGAAGAUGUCAGCCCUGGUGCGAGGGCUGCAGCGGGAGCUGGAGGAGAGCUCAGAGGAGACAGGGCAUUGGCAGAGCAUGUUCCAGAAGAACAAGGAGGAGCUGAGAGCCACCAAGCAGGAACUCCUACAGCUGCGGAUGGAGAAGGAGGAGAUGGAAGAUGAGCUUGGGGAGAAGAUGGAGGCCUUGCAGAGAGAAUUAGGGCAGGCCCGAGCUGGUGCUGGAGAUACUCGCCAGGUUGAGGAGCUCAAGAAGGAGCUGUGCCGGACACAGGAGGAGUUUAAGGAGCUGCAGGCAGAGCAGCAGAGCCAGGAGAUGGCUGGGCGACACCGUGAACGGGAGUUGGAGAAGCAGCUGGGUGCCCUGAGGGUUGAGGCUGAUCGAGUCCAGGAGCUGGAACAGCAGAACUUACAGCUACAGAAGACCCUCCAGCAGCUGAGACAAGACUGUGAAGAGGCUUCCAAGGCAAGGGGAGCUAAGAUGGCAACAGAGGCAGAGGCGGCAGUGCUGGGGCAGCGUAGGGCAGCAGUGGAAACAACGCUUCGAGAGGCCCGGGAGGAAAAUGACGAAUUCCGAAGGCGCAUCCUGGGUCUGGAGCAGCAGCUGAAGGAGGCGCGAGGCCUGGGGGAGGGCAGGGAAGUGGUGGAGGCGCGACUUCGGGACAAGGUGCAGCGGCUGGAGGCAGAGAAGCAGCGGCUAGAGGAGGCCCUGAACACAGCUCAGGAAGAGGAAGGGAGCCUGUCAGCAGCCAAGCGGGCACUGGAGGCCCGGCUGGAGGAGGCCCAGCGGGGGCUGGCCCACCUGGGGCAGGAGCGGCAGGCUCUAAACCGGGCCCUGGAGGAGGAAGGGAAGCAGCGCGAGGCACUCCGGCGGGGCAAGGCCGAGCUGGAGGAGCAGAAACGUCUGCUGGACAGGACUGUGGACAGACUGAACAAGGAGCUGGAGCAGAUUGGGGGGGACUCGAAGCAAGCCCUGCAGCAGCUCCAGGCCCAGCUGGAGGAUUACAAGGAAAAGGCCCGGCGGGAGGUGGCAGAUGCCCAGCGCCAGGCCAAGGAUUGGGCCAGUGAGGUUGAGAAGACCUCUGGGGGGCUGAGCCGGCUUCAGGAUGAGACUCAGAGGCUGCGGCAGGCCCUGCAGGCAUCCCAGGCCGAGCGGGACACUGCCAGGCUGGACAAAGAGCUGCUGGCCCAGCGACUGCAGGGGCUGGAACAAGAGGCAGAGAACAAAAAGCGCUCCCAGGAUGACAAGGCCCGGCAACUGAAGAGCCUUGAGGAAAAAGUCUCACGGCUAGAAGCAGAGUUAGAUGAAGAGAAGAACACUGUGGAGCUGCUGACGGACCGGGUAAAUCGUGGCCGGGACCAGGUAGACCAGCUGAGGACAGAGCUCAUGAAUGAGAGGUCUGCUCGACAGGACCUGGAGUGUGACAAAAUCUCUUUGGAGAGACAGAACAAGGACUUGAAGAGCCGGCUGGCCAGCUCAGAAGGCUUCCAGAAGCCCAGCGCCAGCCUUUCUCAGCUUGAGUCCCAGAAUCAGGAUUUGCAGGAGCGACUGCAGGCUGAGGAGAGGGAGAAGUCAGUUCUGCAGUCUACCAACCGAAAACUGGAGCGGAGAGUUAAAGAGCUAUCCAUCCAGAUUGAUGAUGAGCGGCAGCAUGUCAACGACCAGAAAGACCAGCUAAGCCUGCGGGUGAAGGCUUUGAAGCGGCAGGUGGAUGAAGCAGAAGAGGAAAUCGAGCGGCUGGACAGCCUCAGGAAGAAGGCCCAACGUGAGCUGGAGGAGCAGCAUGAGGUCAAUGAACAGCUCCAGGCCCGGAUCAAAACUCUGGAGAAGGACUCCUGGCGCAAAGCUUCUCGCUCAGCUGCUGAGUCAACCCUCAAACAUGAAGGACUGAGCUCAGAUGAGGACUUCGAUAGUGCCUACGACCCCUCAUCUAUCACAUCGCUGCUUACGGAGAGCAACCUGCAGACCAGCUCCUGUUAGCUCAUGGUCCACAAGGGCCCAGAAACCCAGCUGGAGGCCUAUCCUGGCCAGCCCUUCUCUGCCCUGUCUUGCUGUGCCUUGCCCAGCCUUGGAUUCCUCAUUCCUAUGGGUGACCCAGUUAUUCAGACCUGAGAUAGGGAGGGGUCUGCGUGAUGGUGGUAAAAAGGCAUCAGCGCUAAGCUAAUAGAUGUGGACUUUCUCUUUCCUUUGGAGGAGUGGGUAUUUUAGGCCAACCGAGUCCUUCCUUUAAUUGCCGACCCCUCCCUCUUCCCCCUCAUGAAAGGAUGGUCAGCAUAUAAGCUGAGCAGAACUGAGCAGGAUAAGAAGGGAUAGACAUUGCCAUGUAUAUAAAGUUUUAUUUCUUCAGCCCUUAUCCUUAAGGCUCAGGGAAAUCCCCUAUGCAAUUCUGCUUCCCUGACUCCUGAAACCCAUUUUUCAGGAUGAGGGUGGACAUUAUGGGUAAUGGACACGCUGGCGUGCCUCUGCCCACUUAAUAUACGCUCCUCUUUGCACAGCCGUGGGCCAUGAGGUAGUCCCUAUACCCUUCCAAUUCCUCCCAUGCCAGUGCAUCCAAGGAACUCUUUCUCCUCUCCUUCUUAUUUUCACCAUUCCUACCUUCCUUCUUGCCUCUCAGUGCCUUAGCCAGGGUGAGGAAAUAAGGAUGCGCUUCUUGCCUUUUACACCUGCACAUUCAUACCUCUCCAAAGAUCAGCCUUCCUAUAACUGGGGCCCUCAGCCCUCCCUGCUGCCCUAGUGACUGCUCGGGAGCGCCACCAGCUUCUCUGCUGAUGAGCCCCUGGGAGAGGGACUUUGGUAGGGCUGUGAUCAGGUGGUGGGGGCCUGGUUCUGCUCAGGGUUUCUGUCCUUCCACCCCCUCCUCUGUGACUAUGGAUGUGGUUAUAAGGUGGUUACUCCUGGGAACUCUGACAACUGUCUAUACAAGUUCAAAACACAAAGAUCUUAAUCCCUGUGGCCUUCAUUGUGACUUUCCUGACCAAGUGCACCUAAUCUCAGGAGGGAACCCAGGAUCCUCAUUUUCUCAGGAGCUUGGCCCCAAUUCAGGGCUUCCUGCCUGGGGCUGGGCUCUGACUGUUGGUAGAAAUGGAAAGAGGCAAUGGAGGUUUUGUUUCUCCUUUGGAUUUGGGGGAGAGUCAAGCCCUGGUGGGAAGGAGGUAAUGGGAUGAUUCACCUCUCUUAUUAUUUCCUAAGCAGGCUCUGUAGGGAGCUGGGGAGAGGAAGGAGGCUGCCCUCACCAAUGACUUGUAAUUUCAUGAUUUUAAAAAAUGCCUCUGUUCCUCUGCAAAUCAGACAUUCGCUCAAGCCAAUCCAGCUUUGAUUUUAUUUUAAAUUAAAUAUUAAAAUUAUAUAUCUAUACUGAAAUCCUUGGUUUGUCUUCUCAUUUUUUCUCCUGGCUUCUUUGGCAGUCCAGGUUUUAUGCAGAAGCCAUUUUACUGUACAGCUUAGAGGCUGAAGCUGGAGUUUUUCUUCACCUCACUAACCCUUCACAACAGAUCAGGUGGGACCUGGGACCUAGGGAACCUGAGGUGUUUACAGCGGUCCCAUUGUUUGUGGGACAACCCUCUGGAAAUAUGGGAAUACCAAGGCCAGUAAAUGCCUUUGAGGAUUAGAGGGAAACAGAUCAGUACUAGGUUUUAUUCCCUUCGGUCACGGGGUAUGCCCAGCAUUCACCUCCCAGCUACAAAAAUCCCCACCGAUUCCUACCUGACAUAGGACCCAGUCCCUACCUGGGAGAUAGGGAAGUUCUGCCAUCCUGGCCCUUGUGUUGACUUGAAGAGGGAGCCAGUUGUUCACAGAGCCUAUUGCCAGGUGUAGGAGUACUGUCCAUUCUGGAGUGGGCCAGACCUCCAAGGUAUUCUGCCUGCUGUCCUGGUGAACCAUUGCCCAGUGGAGCAGCUACCUGUCUAGAGCAGCUGGGCUGUGAAGAGGCUUUGAGGUCCUGCCUGGCCAACCAUCUCUUCUAGGCCCUCAAGAUGCCAGCCUGGUUUGCGAGCAAAUGCAACAGAGAAGUUGAGGCUCAUCAAUUUCUCCAGAACACAAAUUCCUUUUAAGGCAACAUGUCCCGCCUCUCUCAACCAUAUAUGGGUAGCUUUUGGUGUAAUAGCUUCUGCAAAACAAGCUCCACCCAGAGCCAAGCUGUUUUUGACUUUGGCCUGGGCUUCCUGCCAGGGAAGGGCACCUGCCAGACAGGCUUAGGCCAGUCUCAGUGAGCUGGCCCUUGGUGUCUGCGAUUCCACUGCGGAGGAAAGGUUGUACAGCUCCACAAAACUACAGACUGGUCUAUAUAUAGGAAAAUGAGCUUGUAUGAAAGCUUUUGCAGGGUUCAACUCCUCAUUGCCUAGGGGCUGAGUGAUUCCCUCUGACCAGCGCUGAUCUUGGGGUUGAAAGGAGUCAGCAGGACUAAUGAAUAUUUUGAGAUACAACCACAUACGCCAGACAAGAUGUUCUGUUCAUCAGCCGCAGGUAGCGCCAAAGCCUCGCCUUUAUGCAAAUCUGAGAGAGUGCCGAUGGGACGUAUCCUGAAGCCUCUUGGCCCCGCCCACCCCGCUCAUUAGGACAUUUUCAUUGGCGAAUGGCACCAUGGGGCGUGGCCUAUCCCCAGUCCUCGCCCCUGGCACGUCUAUACAAGGGGGAGGUUCCGGCGCGCGCGUCUAGUCGGAGCCGAACCACUGCGCCGAGGGGUUCGGUGUGCUGCUGCUCCCCGAAAGAAGAUGAACGGGACGCGGAACUGGUGUACUCUGGUGGACGUGCACGCGGAGGGGCAGACCGCGGUAAGAAGAAGCGGCCAUACCGCCUCCCCCCUUGGUAUUCUCGGUUUCUGAUUCCGCCGCCCCGCGCCAGGUGCGGAGCUCGCCGACAUCCCCGGUGCCCCACUCGGUGCGACCUGAGGCCCCGAGGUGGCGGCGGCGGCGGUUCCGGGGAGUCGCGGAACGGAGACUUUUUUGAGGCUCGAGGGCUCUGGGCGCCCUGCCCCACCCGGGACUGGGCGUCGGUGCGCGACGGCAGUAACUUCAGCCUUUGGGCCGCGGGGCUCUGGGGCGGUGUACUCACCAGGCGUCGUGUGCGGAGUAGAUGGGGUCGUAGGAGAGUGAGCUCACGGGACGGGACCUCUGCGCUCUUUUGGACACUGUGUCGCGAAGAGGCGGGUGAGGCUUUCCUGUGGGCCCCGGUGACCUCGGAGUCCCUUCAAAGAACUUCAUGGUGCUUUGGGGGACCAAUUAAAAAAAAAAGGUGUAGAGGAUGAAAUGCCAGGGCUUUUCCUGUGUGGACUGGAGGAUGGGGGGCGUGUGGGAAGCGAUAGGACUCUCCGUCGAGACGAGCAUAGGACUCUACGUUUCCCUGUGGACAUUGCGGCUUUCUGCCUGGGGUCACUCCUCUCACAUUUCUCCUCCUUCCCCCUGCGGUUCUGCUUCCCUCCUUCCUUCCCCUUACCGGGUAACCGAUCGCUUCCUGGGACCGUUGGUUGGUUUUGCUUCCGUCUCCAGCCUCCAGGUCCGAGACAGGUUGAUGAAGGGGAUGCCUGAGACCGAGGUGAGAAAGGAAGGGAAGUGACCCACGCGAGGGGUUCUGGGGGAUGGGGGCGCCACCCUACCCCUCGCUUCCUGGCCUCCAGCCCUUGCUCUCCUACACGCUCCAGCUGACCAUAUGGCUUCUCCAGAGGCAGAGGGGACUAAUGUGUCCCAGAGUGUUUCUAGGCUCUUCUGGGGAUCUUAACCCAAGUGGGUGUAUACUAUUGUAUCGAUUUCCAAGCUGUUGUGGGUGAUAGUGAAAUGGGAGCCAAGGAAGCCCCCCCCCAUCUGAUACCCGUUUCCUGUACCUGCCUCGGCAUGUCCUUGAGGUAGAUAGAGCUAACCGAGCUGCUGCUGGAUUAGUACUCUUCUUCAAAAUAUAUUUGUAGAAUAGGUGCUCAUAUCAAGUUUAGGGUACAGAUGAUCAUUUAAUUCUGUUUACAGUCCCUUCUCCAUGUCCACCAAGGCUGUCAGUGUUUCUAUCACAUUACAGUACAGGUCUUGCUACUGCGGAGCCUCAGCGCCCCCAGCCCCCAGUCUUCUGUAGUCUUCCACUCUCCCAGCCAUGGACUCUGAGGAGAUAAGGGAAAUCCAUCUUUUAUUGUGUCAACCCCAAUUCCAAGUCCUGGUUAGUUCCACACUCUUGCUCACUGUUUUGGAAUGGUUAAAGCAAGGAAAAGGGCAUGAGGUAAAUAAAGGAGAUGGGUGUUUGGACUUCUUUUUGCUUGCUGAAGAAAAGAGAUCCAGAAAGAGGUCUAAGGCCAAGGUAUUGGCAAGGUUAAGAAUGAAUCAACAACACCCUCCACUAUCCCUUGAUAUUUCUUUAUCGUCGGGUGGGGCGGAAAGAGCAGUAGAAGCAGUGAAUGAGGCGUUCAUUCUCCGGCUACAGAUUAGUUUGAAGCUAAUCUGAGACCUCUAGAGCAAGGGGGAGACAGAAUUCUCUUUUAUUUCUUCUUUCUGUGCUGGGCUUGAGUUAUUUUACCCUAAAGCUAGGAAUGAAAUACUCAUUACCCAGAUCUGACCUGGGGUCUUAAAGAGGAGGAGAAGACGGUAAACAAUCAGUCAGGAGAGAGGCUUUGUCCUGAAUUCCUCUCCUGUGAGUCAGCUCUCGGAUAGAAUUUAUGGCUCUGGACAGUCCCCAGGAACCUGUCAUAUAAUCCACACCAUUGAAUGAACAGAUGUUUCUUCUGGGGUGGGCAGUGCGGGCAGUUGAACUGACUGGAGCUCCUGAUAGGAGUCAGGACCCUGGGCCUCUGUUGGUGUUUUCCCACUAGCCGGGCCAUAUCUUUUAGCGCACCACACAUGGAUAUGGAAGAAUGCAUAACAUACUCUGGGUUGUUUUUAUUGAAGGCAGAUGUAGCAGGUACAAGAAACCAGUGCUUUUCAAACUACAGAUCAUAACCAGUAAUGGGUCUGAAAUCAACUUAUUGAGUCCCAACCAGCCUUAAAAAAUGAUAAUAGAGAAUCAGCACUCUCAGAAUGUAUUGUCACGAGAGAGGGUAGGCCUUUUCCGCAAAACGUCUGUUUCAGUUGUAUAUAUGCUCACAUAUUAGAUAUAUAUUUGUGUGUUUAUUGGAUCAUGGUGCAAAAUGUACUUCUUAGGUGUAAAAAAGAAAUUUGCAAGCUACUGUAGUAAGUUUUACUGGCAAAUAAAAGAACAAAUAAAUCUCAAACUCAUUUUUAUUAGACAUUCCCAUUAGGUUCCUUUGGUUAUCAACAGCAGAGAGUGACUCCAGCUAACUUCAGCAGAAGAGGAGUUUAUGAGGAGGAAAUGGAGCAACUCACAGAAUUUAGGGGAAAGCUUAAGUCCAGACCAGGGGAGUCCUGGGAAGGGUAGGAUUUCUGCUUCUGUGUGAAUCGAUUCCAGCUGUUCUAGGUCUUUUUGUGCAAGAUUUUAGAGAGAGAGUCCCUCCCUUGGCCAGGGAAGGGCAGAGUUCAUGACUGACUGGUAAUCCACUAGAUUACCCAGUGAACCCAAAACCAAACCCAAAUGCCGUCCAGUUGAUUCCGACUUAUGGUGACCCUAUGUGAAGCGACCCAAUAAAGGAGGAAUAUUUUCCAAAGCAAAGCCCAAGUGCUGUUACCAGUGAACGUGAAUGGAAACUGUGGCAAAAGCAAGAGACAUUCAUUACACUAGACGUUGGCAUGGGUGAUUCUCUGAUAUUCUUUUUUUACAUCAUUUUUAUCUGAGGACUAUAUACGAAUGGUUUUAAAAUGAUCUAAUGGUAUCAAAGCCUUUUAAAAGAAAAUAGCAGUCCCCCACCCCAGUUCCUGCUCCAUGGAAGUAAUUAACCACUUUCAACUCUUUUAGCUACUCAUCUGGUGUUUACCUCACAUUUGUAAAUAAUAAGCUUAAAGCAAUAGUUCUUGAUUUAUCAGUUUUAGACAUCUAUUGACUUCCUGUUGUAGGAAUUAUAGUGUUAUCAACGUUACCCUUCUUUCGAAUAUUUGCAUUUUUUCAUCCUCUCUAUUUUUUUAUUUUGACUAGUCUUGGCCAGAGAGGUUCUCUUGAUGCCUGGGUGAAUUUGCUAUAGACUGAACUGUCUUUCCCCUGGAAUAUGUGUCAUUCCUUCAGGACUUAGAAACUG